GUUUCCAUUAGGGUCAUCAGGACAUCAUGGGUCGUCGCAAGUCAAAGAGAAAGCCACCACCAAAGAGGAAGAAUAUUGAACCUUUAGAUAUUCAAUUCAAUUGCCCAUUCUGUAAUCACGAGAAGUCAUGUGAGGUUAAAAUGGAUAAACCGCGGAAUGCUGGCAGAGUUUCAUGUCGAGUCUGUUUGGAGGACUUCCAGUGUACCAUCAAUUAUCUCUCUGAACCUGUUGAUGUUUACAAUGAAUGGAUAGAUGCAUGUGAAACAGCAAAUUAGUGGUCUUGUAUGUUUAAUCACUUGUUCUUUAAUUUUGUCUUUCUUUAUACUAAAGGUUAUAUACUGUAUAUUGAAUUUGGGCCAACUUUGCUUUUCACCGUGUUCUGUGAAUAUUUUUCAGCCUUUCAGUACCAUAUACUGUACUGUAAUUAUAAAUUUGUUUUAAAAACAAGGAUCUUUCCGAUUCUUUCAUGUGUGAUGUCUCAAUAUUGGAGUGUGAAUCAGAGGCUUAGGGAAAAUUACCAGAAAUACACAGAGGGGAAGUGUGUUUAGACUGUUUUUUUUUGUUUCUCAUGAAAAUAUCAUUGUAUGAUCAACAGAGUUGAGGUAAAUCUGACAGGGUAUAAAAGUGAGACGUACAGCGGCUGGUUCUGAAGGUGACAAAAAUGUGGCUAUUGUAUUAUUAGGUAUCAAGAGCACCAUUGUGUAGGCUUUAUCAUUUUAAUUACACUACUAUGGUAUAUACUGUAAUAAUUCAGAAAAUUCCCGACUCCAGGGCCAAGCUUGCUCGAUAAUAUAUUACAGUAUUGUAAUGCUGUUUUCUGAAGCAUAAUGGGAAAAUGUGUAAAAUUUGAAGCAUCAUCAUGAAAUAACUAUUGUAUUACGUUGCCAGGUUGUCACUACUUGUCGUCAGUUUCGUGUAAAUGUCUUGCCAAUUGAGUCAUGCAAGGGUAUGAAAAGUCUUACCAAAGGCUCUACGUUAAAAAUCCAAAAGCCAAGGUAUGAGGUGGGCAAGAGCAUUGGUGUUAAUGGUUUUCUAUUACAUAGCAGCUUGCAAUUUCUUUCAUUUCAUAAAUAGUGUGAUAGGCAUUUACAAGUUUGAAAUAUAGGUUAUUAAUGGAUGGCUUCAUACUGUUGACUCUUACAUUACAUUUGAUUAAAUAUAAGCCAGCUCUGUCAUUUUAUAGGUAGGUUGUAUGAAUUUCUUCACUUAAAAGCUUUUCCUACUUUAAUGUAGAGGCCAGAAGGAAAAACAGUAAUAGACUAGACGUCUUUGAGCCACCUGAUCUUACUUACUCUGACAUCAUCAUAAACUACUGUGUCAUGCUGCUUCUUGGAUGCCCAUCUCCCUUGUUCCUUUUAAUCCUUGUAAUUUUUCACCCUCCUACCAACCACUUCUUGAUUUAUACCUUUUUCAUUCUCUCAGGAUAUCCAUGCUGUACCCCAUAUUAAUACAGCACUCAUGGUCCUAGUUGUCACUACCCGAACCCCCCCCCCCUUCAUCAUGGUUGGCUCGAAUCAGGGAUGUUGGCCAGCCAGCAAUCUUUUUCUUUUUCACUGAAGCAGUUUUUCCGACUGCACACUGACAUUUAUGGUAUUACAGCAAUGUCUAUAUAAAUAAAAUCAUAUAAUGAACCACAUGAGCAAUAAAAAAAGAAAAGAAAAACAAGUAUGUUUUGGUGAGUAUAAGAUCAAAUCCAUCAUUAAUUUUUCAGUGAACUUACAUUUUGAUUACAUAAAACACCAUUUUUCUAAAAUGAAUUAUAGCAAAAAAAAAAAAUCGGAAUCGGUUUUACUAUGGUAUUAUUAAAUCCAUCAUUAAUUUUUCAAUCAACUUACAUUUUGAUUACCGUACAUAAAACACCAUUUUUCUAAAAUGAAUUAUAGCUAAAAAAAAAUCGGAAUCGGUUUUACUAUGGUAACAUAAAAUCUCUUAAGGUAAAUAAUAAGGCUGUACAGUAAUGGAUUUUAGAAAAUAAAAGGUGACCCCCUCAAAAAAAACAUUUAGUAAAUUCUGAGUCAAUUAUCAUGUUUAAAAAUAAUCAGUUUUGUAAUAUUUUAUUUAAAAAUAAAAAAAAUGUAUGUGGUGAGCUGAAAUCCCAUCAGCUGGAAAGAACCAUGGAACAUUUAUCUCCCACACUAGACAUUAUCUAUAUAAAAGUAUAUUAAAUGUUUAUAGAACUUGAUCCUAUGCUAAAUUUUCCACAGAAUCUAAUACUGUUAUCUAGUCCCCAUCACUAUUGCUAGCUAAAGCACUCAGUUUCUUUGCUGCUCUUCAGCACUUGAUACAGAUGAUGGUGAAUAGCGAGUCAUGAUAAUAGGGCUAAAAUUUGAAUUGUCAUAAUUACUACACUAGGAAAUGUUCCAAGAAUUAUCUGCAUUAUAUACAGUCAACAAUAGUACAGUACUCGCAUGUAACACAGCAGACGAAGUGUGAUUAGGUUUAAUUAUCCAUGCACGAUAGCAACCCUCCUCGCUCGAGGUCUUGACCAGACUAAUUUGACAAAUUUAUCCUGCGAGCAGACAUAGAUGGUGCCAGUUAUGAUACGCUUACCGUGGGUCUUCAUGCUACAACCUGUACUUCAUCCCAAGUGUCCAUAGUAGUUUUUAUAAUAAAACUAUUUUUUAUCUUGAGAACACCACUGGUGACCUAGACGGAGUGUAGCGCAAGUACAGUAUUUGGACAGGCCCCCUAGUGACCAAGACCGUGAAAUGUUUAACCUUUCAUCUGCUAUGACGCAUCUAAGUGUUCACAUCUGUCUGAUGUGAAUAUUUCAUAUUUACAUUUUCUACUUUCUCCUUAUUCUGCCCAAAUAUAACUCUCAAGCUCAUUGUUACUGUUCUGUUAAAUUAAUAUGUUUCUUCAUGUUAUAUCCUACAUGUUGAUUGAUUGUAUAAUUCCAAAAUGAAUCCCCAACUUCCCAAUUUUGACAGUCUUCUCUCCAUACAGUUUCUAAUGCACCUUUUAAUAAUUUUAUUUUUAUCCCGAUUCAAUUUGUCACCCAUGUUCCACCAGCCGACACAUCCAUUCCGAGAUACAAUAACUGAAACAUCACUUUCUCCAGUCAAGCUGGUGUGUAUUACACCAUUUCUUUGCAAUUCACAUUCCUGGUUAACUAUAUCCUUAGUAAACACACUUCCAGAUUCAUUUCUUACACAUUUUGUAUUAUUUAAUCAUACAUUUGUAAAUGGCACUUAAUUCACUUCCAUUUGUAAUCUGUAUUGUUUACCAAGCGUACUACCCUCUUAGCCAUAUUCAACUGAAUAAAACCAUGGCAUCAUUAUGUAUCUUUAACAUAGAUUUGCUCUCACUUAAAGCAGAUUCUCUCUUCACACCACUCGUUUUCCUUAAAACUUGAUACAUACGUGUACUGUACACCAUUUUCUAAACUUACACUACUUGUCUCCUAAUACUUGGAGAAUGUUACAAAUAGAAAUAAAUGGUUAGAUAACUGUUUUGGAUAAAAAGCAAAAUACAUUUUGUUUACGUGGAAUGUUCAUUCAUUAUUUAAGAAAAAAUAAAUAUAUUAUUUGUACUGUAAUUUCACCCAGAUAUUAUUUAA
Molecule: messenger RNA, 3559 nt
Organism: Homarus americanus (American lobster)
Lineage: Eukaryota; Metazoa; Arthropoda; Malacostraca; Decapoda; Nephropidae
Product: transcription elongation factor 1 homolog
Exons: 2
Coding region: 27-275 (82 amino acids)
Biological process (GO): transcription elongation by RNA polymerase II
Cellular component (GO): transcription elongation factor complex
Molecular function (GO): RNA polymerase II complex binding
Source: RefSeq, a predicted model, not a curated record